Molecule: messenger RNA, 992 nt
Organism: Lates calcarifer (barramundi perch)
Lineage: Eukaryota; Metazoa; Chordata; Actinopteri; Centropomidae
Product: ladderlectin
Exons: 9
Coding region: 192-788 (198 amino acids)
Molecular function (GO): signaling receptor activity
Source: RefSeq, a predicted model, not a curated record
GAUAAUUCACUGUAUAUAAGAGCUGGUGUUUCUCUUGUUGAGCAGAACACCUCCACACAGGACGGCUGAAGCUACGAGCUGACACUGAGAAGAAAGAAGAUAAUCCUGCAGCAGAUAAUCAUCAUCUCUGAACACCUGCAUCACCUCCACCAUGAAGAUGCUGCACUGUGUCUCUACUUGUCUGUGCCUUGAUGGCUCUGACCACAGCUGCUGUUGUUCCAGAGGCAGAACCUGUAGACAAGACUGAACCAUCAGUUCAAGAAGUUGUCCCAGAGGCAGAGCCUGUAGACAAGACUGAACCAUCAGUUCAAGAAGUUGUCCCAGAGGCAGAGCCUGUAGACAAGACUGAACCAUCAGUUCAAGAAGAAGAGAGUGAGUCGAUGGAGCCAUACUCAUUCUGUCCCAGCGGCUGGACUGGUUUCGACGGUCGCUGUUUCCUCUAUGUUCCAACAGCCAUGACCUGGGCCAAUGCUGAGAAACAUUGUCAAGGAUACGGUGGAAACCUUGCAUCAGUGCACAGCUUCGUUGAGCAUCAUGAGAUUCAGGGUAUGAUCCUGAGGGCCACUCAGGGUUUUCCAGCCACAUGGCUCGGAGGCUGUGAUGCAGCACAGGAGGGAACUUGGUUCUGGAGCGAUGGUACACCUUUCCGGUUUAGCUUCUGGGCUUCAGGACAGCCUAAUAAUUAUGGGUCAUCAAACUGUUUGCAGAUGAACUAUGGAGCUGAGAGGAGAUUUGAUGAUGAGCGUUGCUCUUACUCCAGACCAUUCGUCUGCGCCAGAAAGCUGUGAUAUCUCUUCGUCAUAAUCACAGGAGCUGGAGUGUGAUCACCAUCGUUGUGUCUUCAUCACCUGUAGGCUCUUACAUAUUGUAAUACAUACCUUUUUCCUGUUACUGUAAUACUACUAAAGAAUAUGAACUGUUCUAUUACACACACUUUGUAAUUUCUACCUUUUGAAUCAAACUGCAAUGUAAUAAACAUCUUUAAAACAAAA